AAGCUUUUUUAUUCUCUCUCUGGGGACGGGACCAUUGUGUAAAAGAGUUAGUUAGAUCAGACGGCGGCACGAUGUAUUUCUUCGGUUUGUCCAAAGAAGAAGUGUUGUCACAGAAACAUGUUGUAUCAUAUAAAGAGACUUCUAAGCAGAAUCCAAUCAAUAUGGUCACUCUGUUUGGGAGACAGGUGUAUCAGGUGGAAAGCGAGAGCUCCAAGUCCGACGAUGGAUAUCAGAGACUAAACUCACCUAAGCUGCUGACGAAAGAUAUCGAUCUUCGGCUUCCUGCAGAUCACUACGCUUAUACUAACUUUCAUGAGACACUUGGUUCUGGGAAAUUUUACGGCAUUGGUGGUUACCAAGAUACCGUAGAGAUGAGAUUUCAUUCGGGGCAUGAAGGUAAUAAUGUGAAGGAAGCAUCAGCCACAAAUUGGAGUGGCAAGAGAAAUCCAAGAAUUGUUAUUGAUCUUGAAGAACCUCCUCCCACAUGGGUCUCCCAUAGAGAGACUACAGAGCAUGCUUCGGCUUCUGUUAGCUAUGUUACUGUAAGAAAUCCUGAAACAAAACCGUCGUUCUUUGAUCGGAUCAGCUCAAACAUUCUGAAAGUGGUGGAUCAAUCUCUUGUUGAGUAUGAUAGUGAUAAAACGACUAGCAAGGAGCCAAGUUUACUGGAUCUUAAUAGUACCCCGGUUGAUGAGUCUGUUUCCGAACCUCAUUAUUGUUUCUUACAAGAUCUGAACUGUCCAUACAUCGAGGAGGAGACAGAAACGAGCUGCGAGAAGAGUGGAAUAGAUGAUGGUCCUACACCGCUUUGCUCUCCUCAAUGCCAAAAUGUCCAUGAAAAAGACGGCACAGCAUCUCCAGCUUCGUAUACUUCUUGCUGCACCACAGAAAACAACUCGAGGACAGAGUCGAGAAGAAGUUCUUCUCCUCGAGCACUGGAGCCUUCUUGCCGUACCCGGCUUGAGUUUACCAACACAGAAGACUUACUGGAGGAGAAUGGAUGUUGUAACGAGGAGGAAGAUUCGUCUGAAGUGAUUCAAAUGGCAGCUGAAUCAUUAGUCCACAUAUCGGAGAUUUCAUUUCAAAAUCAAGACUUGCAAUCAAAGCUUGUGUCAAGAAUCAGCAGCUCAUCUCAAGAUCAAGACUUUCCAGAUAAACCCGAGAUGGGUAAAGCGGAACCAGGAUGUUCAUGCGAUUCAUAUGAGCGACACACAUUAGGAAUAAGAGAAACUAACACUGAAGAAGACUUCUGUGUGUCAUCAAUGGCUCGAGAUGAGCUUUAUAACAUCACAAGAGAUAGCAACAAAGAGAUUGGACUCAAGCUGAGAAGAGGGAGAAGAAUGAAGAACUUCCAAAAAGAGAUACUCCCAAGCUUAACGUCGCUCUCUAGACACGAGAUCCGAGAAGACAUUAACAUCUUGGAAGCAGUUUUGAGAUCAAGAGAGUACAAGAAGUUGCAGGGAAAGACGAAAGAUGUCAAAUUCAGAGCAAACCCAAGAAACAAACGUUCAGCGCCGCAAAGGUGCGUUGGUAAAAGAAACCGAAAAUCCGAGUGAUAUCGAUACCUUCCCGGAUUUAGAUUCUUUCAUACAAUUGCUUCAUCAUGUAAUCUUAUAACAGUCUUUGUUAUCGAUUUAUUUGUUUUAACUUAUGACAUUGAUUAUGAUAAGAGGAAAGGCUAGUGAGACGAUUACAUUCAUUUUCUCAUUCUCUCUCAAAUUGUUACUUAAGCAGUUAAGCCUAUCAUUUCUUAACAUUACAUUUUCAAAUUGUCGUAAUAGAUCGUUAGAAGUUAA
Arabidopsis arenosa is the source of this 1796-nucleotide messenger RNA. NCBI's taxonomy places the organism in Eukaryota, Viridiplantae, Streptophyta, Magnoliopsida, Brassicales, Brassicaceae. The record is from the annotation of a GenBank genome assembly.